AUGGACAAUGACAUCUCGGAUGAAGGCAUUCGCAGCCUGGAGCGGCCUUUGAAGAGCGGAAGGCUGAAGGAGUUGGACGAGCUUGGGGUUGGUCAGCACAUCACAGAUGAAGGCUUUCAGCUGCUGGUGGAUGCUGCAGUGGAUGGCCAGCUUCCCGAGCUCCUGGAGCUUCAUCUCCAGAACAAUCCCAUCUGUGGCAAACCGCUGCAGCAACUGAUUGCGGCGAUUGAUGGCGGCGAUGUUCCGCGUACCUUUGCUUACUUGUUUGAAGCACGUUUGGUUGGCACCUGGGCUGCAGUGAUCGCCAAGCAGAGGCCACUUGAAAAAAGCGCUAUCAAGUUCGCUGAAGCAGGUGCAGAGCCUGAGGAGCGAGGCGAAGGCGGUGAGGAGGAAGAGGAGGAGCCCCCCGAAUAUGCAGGCUGUGUGGCUCAGCGAGACCGUCCGAUGUUGCUUUCACAAAGCGCGUCCAUGGAAGACCUGCGUGGGAGUGGUUCUGACAUCAGCCUGGACACGGACGGACAUCAGGUCUUCUCGAUGAGGAAGGAUGUUGAUGACGCUCUUGGCCCCAGAAGGACGAGACAAUGGGCAUGCUGGUGCCUGCGAGGUCUUGCCAAGCUGAGCAACUUUUGCCUCGAACCGCCGCCCCGAAUAAGAAUGACAGACACCUUCGUCCCUGGCGAUAAGCCGGUCAGGAUACGAGGCAAGCUCACCGGUCACCUGUGGAAACUCAACAACAAUGUGCCGCCGACCAUGCAGCACUUCAGAAAAUUGUCGAGCUGGCGCCGGCGACUGUUUCUCAUUGAAGAUGCGGACAGUGGGAUGACAAUGCUGUAUCUGUCGGAAAAAGAAGAUGGGCUAGUGGUACCGGCGGCAGUUCUCCGCGGCAGAAGCACCAAAGGUGGAAAGUGCGUGGCGAUGCUGUCAAAAAUCGAGGUACUACCUGAGGUGGUUCUGGAACGGGUCGCCGACGACUUGCAGUACAGUACAAUGAACAGCCUCAAGCAGUACGAAAUCGCUUUCUUCGGAGGGGGCUGCUGCACCCUGCUUUUCCAGCUGGCCAUGCCAUCAGUGGCAAUCUUUUACAGCGCAGUGAAACAAGAUGCUCUGGAUCUGCAGUUCGCCCAUCGGCAAGACGCAAACAUUCGCUUCUUGUCGUUCAUCGGGACCGAGGGUUCAGGACAUCACCUGUUGACGCCGGUCUUCCGAAAGAUCAUGAACAUUAGCCUGGUGGACACGCAAGAUAUAGGUCCAGCUCGCCACAUCAGCGGGGCUACAUUCUUAGGAGGCCAAGCCGAGUUCGACGCCUUUAUGACAAACGACAAAGAGGCGUUUGCUUCUGCAUUGCGCCAGCACUCGCCUGGAGACCUGAUCCAGCAAGCUUACAGCUUCCCAACAAAGUUCCAGCACCGAACAACGGACUCAAGAGAGUACGACCUGCGCGGGCUGUACCAGAUGUUGGCUGGCGCGGGGGUGAACCAGAAGGCUGUGGUCAGGUACGAGCGUGAUCUCGGAGAUUGCGCCCGCUCUGUCUUCAAGCGGUGGCCGAGUCUGUGCUCUGGAAGUCUGGACAACUGCGAAGAGCAGCAAGCGGCCUAUGAUCGACUCAUAGAGGACCACCUCGAGACGCUAACCAAGAUGCAAGUGCCCAUCUUGCGGAUCGGCAUGGACCUGUUAAAGAGGAACUGCCACAAGUUUGGGCUCAGGUUAUUGCAGUUUUUUCGGGAGGCCAACCUAUUCCUUCCCAACUCGCCAUGGCUCACGGAGGAUGAGGAGAGAACUCAAAAUUUGACCGACACCGUCUGUACCGUUCUCCAACAUCGCGAAGAGCUUUACCAGAAUCUCACCAACUUCACCACCGAGGAUGUCAGUGCAUGA
Molecule: messenger RNA, 1875 nt
Organism: Symbiodinium pilosum
Lineage: Eukaryota; Dinophyceae; Suessiales; Symbiodiniaceae
Source: the annotation of a GenBank genome assembly